Rhineura floridana is the source of this 867-nucleotide messenger RNA. It is a transcript of the gene CHCT1, whose product is annotated as CHD1 helical C-terminal domain containing 1. The coding region runs from base 1 to 774 and encodes 257 amino acids. The transcript is spliced from 6 exons. The record is from RefSeq and is a predicted model, not a curated record. NCBI's taxonomy places the organism in Eukaryota, Metazoa, Chordata, Lepidosauria, Squamata, Rhineuridae.
AUGGCAGGCGUAGGAGAGCGGGAGAACAAGGCCUUCCAGGCGACCAAGAGCCGGUUUCCAACCUGCCAAGCCAGCGAGACGUCGCAUGGGGAAACCCUCGCCAGGGUUACGCCGUCAGGAGACGCACUCAUCCACUACGCAGAUGGACUCACGCAGGACACCUUCAAAAUAUGCAAAGAGUUCCUGAGACCAUUCAAGAAAUGUCUACGGAAGCUGAAUUUGCCCAAAGAUUUUCCAAAGGAGAAGAGGCUGACCUGUACCCGGAAGAAUCUGACCAUUCUCGGGGAUCACAUCAACAUGUUCCUGCAGCAUUACUGCAAAACAUGGGAACUAAAGCACUGGAAGAAGAUGCUUUGGAGAUUUGUCUCCCUUUUCUCAGCACUCGACGAGAAGCAGCUGUGUAAAUUGUACCGAUACAGCAAGACCGACCAAAUGGCCAAGUUCCUGAAGGCCUAUUGCCGCUUGGAAAGCCCAGAUUUGGUCAUUCUCCCCAGUCAUGGCAAUCUGAUGAAGCUGCGCGAUACUUGGGGCCUCUGCCGUGGUGCGAAGCUGCAAGAAAAACGGAGACAGGUCUGCUCGCUGUCGCCAGAUCACAACCAGCCUGCGGGAAGGAUGCUGAAUAAGAGGUUCUGCAAGACAUCUUCAAAGACAAGAAGGAAGGAAGGUUUCACCGAUGUGGGCCGGCCCACGUGCAAACUAUCCGUUUCAUCCAGCAGCGAAGCAGUGAAUUUUUCUUCAGUGUCCAAAGGAGGUCUUUUAAAGAGCAACCAUUAACACGUGCGGCACGUCACCCAGGACACAAACAAUAAUUAUAAUAAAAAAGCAUGUGCCCAACUGAGAAUCCACAGAAAGAGCUUCUCUUGACUU